Molecule: messenger RNA, 1146 nt
Organism: Yarrowia lipolytica CLIB122
Lineage: Eukaryota; Fungi; Ascomycota; Dipodascomycetes; Dipodascales
Biological process (GO): ergosterol biosynthetic process
Cellular component (GO): endoplasmic reticulum
Molecular function (GO): sterol 24-C-methyltransferase activity
Source: RefSeq, a predicted model, not a curated record
AUGUCUUCCAACAUCAAACUGGCUCAGAAGGACUACAAGGGCGACAAGGAGUUUGCCGCGGCUCUGCACGGCAAGGAAGGCCACAAGAAACACGGUCUGGGCGCGGUCAUGUCGAAAAACAAGGACGCCCAGGCGGCGGCGGUGGAGGGUUUUUUCCGAAACUGGGGUGACAAGGACCGGUCCAAGAUCGAGGACGCCGACGAACAGGGCCGAAUCGAAGACUACGCCGGACUCACCAAGCACUACUACAACCUGGUGACGGACUUUUACGAGUACGGCUGGGGCUCGUCGUUCCACUUUUCCCGAUACUACAAGGGAGAGGCGUUCCGACAGGCCACCGCCCGGCACGAGCACUACCUGGCCUACAAGAUGGGCAUCCAGCCCGGCAUGAAGGUGCUGGACGUUGGCUGUGGAGUCGGAGGCCCCGCACGUGAAAUCGCCCGAUUCACUGGUGCCAACAUUGUCGGUCUCAACAACAACGACUACCAAGUGGAGCGAGGCACCCACUACUCGGAGGUCCAGGGCUUUGGCGACCAGGUCACCUACGUCAAGGGCGACUUCAUGCAGAUGGACUUCCCCGACAACUCGUUUGACGCCGUCUACGCCAUUGAGGCCACCGUCCACGCCCCUGUUCUGGAGGGCGUCUACUCCGAGAUCUUCCGAGUGCUCAAGCCCGGCGGAGUCUUUGGUGUUUACGAGUGGGUCAUGACCGACGAGUACGACGAGUCCAACCCCGAGCACCGAGACAUUUGCUACGGCAUUGAGAAGGGCGACGGUAUCCCCAAAAUGUACAAGCGAGAGGUGGCGGUCAAGGCCCUCGAGAACGUUGGCUUCGACAUUGAAUACCAGGAGGAUCUGGCUGCUGAUGACGCCGAGGUGCCCUGGUACUACCCUCUGGCCGGUGAGUGGAAGUACGUCCAGUCUCUCAACGACAUUGUCACCAUUGGCCGAACCUCGCGACUGGGCCGAAUGGUCACCAUGAACGUGAUUGGCGCGCUGGAGAAGAUUGGUCUGGCUCCCCAGGGUUCUCGACAGGUGACCGAGGCCCUGGAGGAUGCUGCCGUCAACCUGGUGGCUGGAGGAAAGAAGAAGCUCUUUACCCCCAUGAUGCUGUUUGUUUCUCGAAAGCCCGAGGACAAGAACUGA